CAGCACAGCUGUUAGUCGUGAGUGCACAUCGGUACACGUGGUCGCUUUUUGCGGACCGAAUAAUUAAAUUAUUAAAUCGCGAUGUAAAUCCGAUGUAGAUUGAUUCCGUUUGAAAAGAAUCGUGCGAAUUUCUUCAAUUUGUUGUUUCUAAAUUUUAAUGUGUGAUUCGAUGAUAUGCGGUAAAAUGUGAGUGUCUAAUUAUGAUAAAUUAAUCGUGUCGAAUUUUCUAGUCCACAGAUUUCUCCGACGAGAUUUCUCUGUAAUUCUUAAUCCUUGAUUGUCAGUGAUUACUUUUUUUUUCGUAAGCCUUCAAUAUGUUUUGAAUUAUUCUUCAGGAUAGAAUCUCUCGAAGUGCAAAUUUGGAAUAAACUGCCAUGUGAUAUUAAAAAGAAUCAUGGGAAGCAGCAUUGCUGUCUUUAAUCUAUAAUUUUUUUUAUUUAUCGGUUAUUAUCUGUUUAUUCUGGAUUUUUUUCUUGGAUCAAAAGUUUCGAGCAAAAUUUUAGCAAAAAGCCCUCGGACCUUCUUAAAGGAGACCACGAAGAUUAACACGAUAAUACACAGUUCCUUCGAUCAAUCGAUAUUAUCUUUAUUCUAAAACUUUCAACGAACUUUCUAUCUCAUAUUCUACGCGAUCAAGAUUUUAGAGCAGAAUUUCGGACAAGCUUUCACGUCAAAAGGAAUCUUUCGAAAAAGAACCAUGAGAAGCAACAAUGGCGGACCCUAAGAAAUCCGUAGAUACGAGAAGUAAACAAGCGCGCGGGAAGCUUUGUCAGGAACACGGCGAGGAGGACUGUCCGAGCGAGAACGAGCGCGAAUUCGAAUCGUUGGAGUACGAAGAGGAUGUAUAUUAUUCGAAGCUGACGACGACACCGAGCUUCGACGAUAUCGACGAGCUCGAUGACGAGGAGGUGGACGAGCUGGUGGUUCAUUGCUGGCGCGACUCCAACGGCGAAAUCGACGAGAUUGUCGUCGACGAUGGCAACCUGUCCGUAGAAACAGAGUUCCUGCCGGAAGAAGGAUCACGACCCGGCCGCAAGAAGAAACGAUCGAUUCGCGUGAUCUUCCAGGAUCUCUCCAAACCCUACCUCGCCAGGAUCAGUAACAGUCAAAACUACAAGAGGUUCCUCGAGCUGGUAAAAGGAGAAGACGCUUCGCUUCACUCGGCCGAGUCUCUGUCGCCCUCAUCGGAUAACGUAGCAAACGAACUUCAAGGGAGGCUCUCUUUGGAGGAGCAAGAACAACAAAGGGCCGAAUGGAGCGCUGAAUUAGCAAAAGUCGAGGAAGAGAUACAGACUCUGAGACACGUUCUCGCCAACAAGAUCAAGGUUUCGCAGGAUCUGAAGAGGAAACUGGGUAUCAGCGUUUGGAAAGAGCUCACCGAUGAUGUCAAUCAGGGACUCAAGAACGUCAAGGAGACCCAAGUUUAUCAGAAUGUUGGCGAGACACUAGGUCGCUUAACCAGGACGGUCUCCGGGAAUAAUUUAUACCAAAAAACAGAAUCUGUACUCAAGUCCACGGCUGAAAAGACAACGAGUAUACUGGGUGGAUUUGGUAGCGGCAUUUCCAUGAAACUGGGCCAGAUGCGCAAUUCCGAUAGCUUCCGGUCCUUGGAGGAAAGGGUUGGAUCCGCUUGCGAAAAUAUUAAGACGAAAGUUGUGCCUUCGAGAUCCAAUUCGACACAGAGUUUCGACGAGGCUCUCCGGGAGUCCGAAGCAAUGAGGCGCGCAUCCGCGGCUCCGUCGGUCACCAGUCCGACCAUUCCCGAGGACAAACUGCUCUCUUAGAAUCCAAAAUUACGCAAAAUCCGUGCGUCUCCACCGCGCGAUAUAAAGUGCUUAUAACGCGCUAAUCACUAUUGCAUUCAUCUACUGCAAUCGCUAUAAAGGGCCAAACGACGAUGUAUCCGUGCACGUUGAAUGAAUCGAUCGAUAUUUCACUGAAUCGAGACUUCGGAUACAAUCGUCCAAGUACUAUUCUCUACUCUAUCUAAUAAAAAAUAUAUAUUUUUCUUGCACGCCCUUUCCACGCCUUUCCCUUCGCAGGAUCGCCUUUCUCUAGGUCACGUUCAGGACAUCCUUAGACAUAGCGGAAAAUGUCUCUCGCGGUUUUUAUACUUACACUAAAAAAUCGAUAUUUAAGAUAACCUAUUUUUUAAACAAUAAAAUGACUAUUGAAUUUCUUUUGAUAAUUAAUUUUUAUUUAGAAAUACAAUAAAACAUAAUUGAUGUUCGGAUUAAAGCUGAUUAUUGAUAUAUGCAUCGCGAAAAAUAUAAUUUUAAACAUUAAAGUUAAUAAUAAAACUGCAAAUUUGCACUUAUUUGUAAUUUUUGGCAUUCGAAAUUUAUCGCAUAUUAUCGGUGUCCUGAAUUGAUCUGAACAGAGCUGCCAAAAGAAAAUAUUUUCAACGAUUUACGGUAAAUAACCCGUCCGUCGACAAUACUUUACACCAUAUACUAAACUUCUUACUUAUGUACGCAAACUUGAUUAGGAGCCAUUCAGAACACAUAUAAUCUGUCAUGAGACAAAUCUAAUCGGAGUCUCGAGGAACAUUAUGUGAAUUAUGUUGAAUGAAUUAUUUUGAAUGAAAUAUAUUUAUCUAUCGAUGAAAAAUUAUAUAAAUUUCAAGCAAAUAAAAAGUUUCUUAUAUAGAUCAAAUAGAAUCUAAUAACACGGUAAAAAAUAAUUUGCUACACACACUACGAAUAAUUUACUGAAUGCUUUUGUAAAAUAGAAAAAUUAUAAAUUGUGCAAGAUGAAAAAACAUCAGAACAUGGAACGGAUCUCAUCUGAAGAUACAAAAUUUUCUUGUUUCUUUUCUUGUUUAAAUGAGAUAAUAUAUUAAAUAAUAAAAAAAAAAAUAAGUUCCUCGCGAUUCUCGGUUUUAAAUGAAUAUGUUUUAGAUGCGCGGAUAAUCUUAUUGAAUUAGCACGAAAUUUGAGAGAUAUUUUGUAUUUUAACUUAAUAAAAGAACACUAUCGACGACGCACGGUGCGACGUGUGUGUAUCUAUUAAUGUUGAAAGAGGCGCAAAUUUUUGCAAAAUAAAUAUAUAUACAUGCAAUAUAUAUAAUGAGUAAUUAUCAUUAAGAAUGAUUGCCGUGAUUCGUCGAUAUCUGCUGCAUAAUCUUCUUGUUUAUAAAUAAAUUAUUUUACGGAACG
Messenger RNA from Formica exsecta, 3158 nucleotides. Its product is annotated as tumor protein D54. Bases 711 to 1784 code for a protein of 357 amino acids. NCBI's taxonomy places the organism in Eukaryota, Metazoa, Arthropoda, Insecta, Hymenoptera, Formicidae. Gene Ontology annotation, cellular component: cytoplasm. The transcript has 6 exons. The record is from RefSeq and is a predicted model, not a curated record.